UAACUUCAGGUUUUUACGGCUGCGGGAGUAAUCGAAUAAUAGCAUUUUCUCCAUUUAUUAGAAUUUCGAGUUCACAUUAGCAAGUAGUAUAAAUUUUAAGAAGAGAUUUAAAAUAUGGCUUCGUCAAACUUUCUGGUGUUGCUCAAAACUUUUACGGACACCAUUAAUCAAUCGUACAAAACCGGCAACAUCGAUCAGUUAAAAGCCGAGUAUGAUGCACAGGCCGGCUCCAGCGAUAACGAUCGCAAGGCAGCACUCCAUCAGGCGUUCCGCGAUCUGCUGCUUACGAAAACCGCCGACAUUCCCGCCAUCGAAGGUUUCAUUAAUUUUGCUGUUGCAGCCUGCCGGCUGGAAAUGACGUCGCCCACCAUUCCGGUCGUGCUGCUGGGGGAUAUUUUCGAUGCGGUCACGCUGGACAAGUGCGAGCAGAUAUUCACCUACGUUGAAAAUAACGUCGCCACCUGGAAGGAGGAUUUUUUCUUCACCGCCUGCAAGCACAAUCUGCUGCGAAUGUGUAACGAUCUGUUGCGGCGGUUGUCGCGAUCGCAGAACACGGUUUUCUGUGGAAGGAUAUUAUUGUUCUUGGCCAAGUUUUUUCCGUUUAGUGAACGGUCCGGGCUAAACAUAAUUUCGGAAUUCAAUCUGGAAAACAUUACCGAGUAUGGAGUGGAGGGCAGUGAAAUGGGCGAUCAGUUGGGUAGUUCGGAAGAGAACGGAACCGGCAAUCAGCUUAAAAUUGAUUAUAAUUUGUAUUGCAAGUUUUGGGCUUUGCAGGACUUCUUUCGCAACCCUAACCAGUGCUACAACAAAGUUCAGUGGAAAAUGUUUGCGGCUCAUGCGGGAAGUGUAAUGUCAGCCUUCAGCAGUUUUAAGCUGGAAGAACCACGUUCAUCGUCCAGCAGCAGCACUAGCAAGUCGACGUUAACUCCAAUGAAGAUCCCGUUGGAGGAGCAAGUCCGAGAAUCAGGACAUUUUUUUGCCAAAUUUCUCACCAAUCCUAAGCUACUUUCGCUGCAACUCUCCGAUUCGAACUUUCGUCGGUCGGUGUUAGUUCAGCUGUUGAUUUUAUUUCAGUAUCUAAACUCGACUGUUAAGUUCAAGGCAGAUAGCCAUUGCCUAACGCAAUCUCAAGUUGAUUGGUUGAAGGAAACGGAAGUAAAAGUUUACAAACUUAUUGAGGAAUCGCCCCCGAAUGGUCGCAAGUUUGCCGAUUCUGUGCGGCAUAUGCUCAGCCGGGAGGAGUUGUGGAAUAGUUGGAAGAAUGAGGGUUGCAAAGAGUUUAAACGACCGGAAGCAGCUGGAAGUUCAACCACGACUGCUGGUGCUGUAUCAACUGCAGCAACCGGCGAGGAACCUAUGCCUGCGGUGCGGUUGCCGAUGAAGCGCCCUCGUCGAGCGCUCGGUGAUUUAAUAAAAGAUUCCACAAAGCAAGGGAAAUUCUUCAUGGGAAAUCCAGAAUUGACGCGACUGUGGAAUACUUGUCCCGAUAAUUUGCAAGCCUGCAAAGGUGAAGAUCGCAACUUUUUACCGUCUCUAGAAGCGUAUUUGGAUGGAUCGAAGGACAAGCAAGAUCCGUCGUUUGAGUGGCGGGCACUGCGUUUAUUGGCAAGACAAUCGCCACAUUUCUUUACUCUGUUCAACAGCCCUUCCUACAAGGUGGCCGACUAUCUGGAGAGCGUACGAAAGAAGAUCCAGAAGGACAAGGUGGACACAAAACUGGAAGUCGUGCAGGAAGACACACCGCUUCAGAGCGAGCAGGGCGAAACGGAAGGAGAAGGUUUUGGAGCCGAGGAGGAAACUGAUCAGAUGGACUCGGAAUUGCUGAAAACCGAGCAACUCACGCCAGAGGAUAAGAAUACACACAAAACGAUCACCGUUAGUAGGCAACAAAUGGCCGAACUGGCCCCGAGUAUUGGUAAAGAUUGGAAGCGACUCGCUACCAAGCUGGGCUACAAUGCGGACGAAAUUCAGUACUUCGAGUCGGAGAACGUAACCGUCGCUGAUCAAUGUCGGCAUCUACUGCAAGUGUGGUUCGAGGACGAUAUGGAUGCCAGUUUGGAUCAGCUGGCUUACUACCUAGAAGGGCUGGAAAUGCUGACGGCAGCUGAUGCAGUCAAGCAGAUGAUCGCUGCAUUGAGUGACGACAAGGUGGAAGAAGUGUCAGACUAACGGGAUUCUUAAGAUUAUCAUUGUUAAGGAAUAUAUAAAAUUGCACUUCGAAACUGCACCGUUGCGGAAUGAAUCACUAACUCAUACUUACCUUUAUUUUGUAAUUUUAUUACGAGAACGUUCUCAUUUAAUCAAGGUAAGCAUGUUAUAUCUAGGUAUAUCAUAACUG
Messenger RNA from Sabethes cyaneus, 2338 nucleotides. RefSeq names its product THO complex subunit 1 (gene Hpr1). Gene Ontology annotation, biological process: signal transduction; regulation of DNA-templated transcription elongation; mRNA export from nucleus. The coding region runs from base 115 to 2169 and encodes 684 amino acids. Gene Ontology annotation, cellular component: THO complex part of transcription export complex. Gene Ontology annotation, molecular function: protein binding. Lineage: Eukaryota; Metazoa; Arthropoda; Insecta; Diptera; Culicidae. The transcript is spliced from 4 exons. The record is from RefSeq and is a predicted model, not a curated record.